CUUUGCCUGCAUUUUUCAAGGAAGGAUUGAAGAACAGAGAAGCCACAGAUGGUGCUACAGCCACGCUGCACUGCGAGCUGAGCAAGGUCGGUGUCCCGGUAGAGUGGAAAAAAGGGGACAAGACACUCAAACCGAGUGAUAAGUAUAGGAUGAGACAAGAAGAUACCACUGCAGAGCUGUUGAUCCGAGAUCUGGAGGUAGAAGAUACAGGAGAAUAUACCUGUGUGUGUGGCGAUCAGAAGACCUCAGCUGUUUUGACAGUCCAUGCUUUGCCUGCACUGUUCAAAAAAGAACUGGUCAAUACGGAAGCCACAGAAAACGGGACGGCUGUUCUGCAGUGUGAGCUAACUAAACCCACUCCGGUGGAGUGGAGGAAAGGGCAAAAGGUGCUCAAGCCUAGUGAGAAGCACAAAAUGAGACUGAAGGAUACCAUUGCUGAGCUGACAAUCCAUAGCCUGGAGGAACAAGAUGCGGGAGAUUACACGUGCGUGUGCGGAGACAAGAUGACUACUGCAUCCCUGACAGUGCAUGCCCUUCCUCUGCGUUUUAAAAAAGAGUUGAAGAACGUGGAAGGCCCAGAAAAUGGCACAGCCACUUUCUGCUGCGAACUGAACAAGCCCGCAGCUGCCGUGGAGUGGAGGAAAGGAGACAGAGCCCUGGAGCCAGAUGACAAGUUCACCAUGAGAUGCCAGGGCACGAUUGCCGAGCUGGUGAUCCGUGGUUUAGAUCUGACAGAUGCUGGCGAUUACACGUGCUCUUACGGAGAUCAGAAAACCACCGCUGCGCUAAAAGUGAAUGCCUUGCCUGCACAUUUCAAGAAAGAGAUGAAGAAUGAAGAAGCCACAGAAGGUGGAACAGCCACGCUACAAUGUGAGCUGUCUAGGGCUGCCUCUGUGGAGUGGAAAAAGAAACACAAAGUGCUCAAAUCGAGUGAAAAAUAUACUAUGAGACAGGAAGGUACUACAGCACAACUGCUGAUCCAUGCUUUAGAAGUCAGGGAUGCUGGGGAGUAUACCUGUGUGUGUGGAGAUGUGAAGACUACUGCAGCACUGACAGUGCACGCCCUUCCUGCUCUCUUCAAAGAAGAGUUAAGAAAUGAGGAAGCCACGGAGGGUGAAGUAGUCACUCUGCACUGUGAGCUGACCAAGACUGCUUCAGUGGAGUGGAAAAAAGGACACACAGUACUCAAACCUAGCGAGAAAUACAAAAUGAGGCAGAAGGAUGCCACUGCAGAACUGGUGAUCCAUAAUCUAAAUGAGAGUGAUGCUGGUGAUUAUACCUGCGUGUGUGGGGAUAAGCAGUCCACAGCUUCCUUAGCAGUACAUGCGCUGCCUGCACGCAUCAAGGAAAGCCUGAAGGACAAGGAGGUAACAGAAGGUCAAGCAGUCACUCUGCUCUGUGAGCUGACCAAGGUUGCUCAAGUAGAGUGGAGAAAGGGAAGCAGUUUGCUGAGAGCCAGCGACAAAUACAAAAUGAGACAGGAGGGCACGGUCGUGAAGCUGCUUAUCCAUGACGUAGAAUUGAAAGAUGCUGGAGAAUACACUUGUGUGUGUGGAGAACAGGAGACAACAGCUGCCCUGAUAGUGCAUGCCCUGCCUGCACUUUUCAAAGAAGACCUGAAGGACCUGCAAGCCAUGGAAAGCCAAACAGCCACUCUGCGCUGUGAGCUGACCAAGGCUGCAGCUGUGUCAUGGAAGAAAGGGAAUAAAAUACUCAGGACAAGUGAAAAAUACAUCAUGCGGCAGGAUAAUGCCCUUGCCGAGCUGGAAAUUUGUGAUCUAGAGCUGCAGGAUGCAGGAGAUUACACCUGUGUGUGUGGAGACCAACACACCACGGCUUCUCUGACAGUGAAUGCCCUCCCGGUGCUUUUCAAGGAAGAACUGAAGAAUGAAGAAGUCCAAGAAGGAGCAUCAGUCUCUCUGCGUUGUGAAUUAACCAAAGCAGCUCCAGUGCAGUGGCAAAUAGGGUCCAAAGUGCUCAAAGCAGGUGACAAAUAUCAAAUGAGACAGCAUGGCACCACUGCAGAGCUGGUCAUUCAUAACCUAGAAGUAAAAGAUGCUGGAGAUUACACCUGUGUGUGUGGUGACCAGAAGACAACAGCAACCUUAACAGUUCAUGCUCUGCCACCACUCUUUAAGGAAGAGCUAAAGAACAAGGAAGCAGAAGAAGGUGGAGAAGUCGCCCUACGCUGUGAGCUCACCAAGGCUGCUCCGGUGAAGUGGCGGAAGGACCAGAGGAUUCUCAAAGCGAGUGAGAAAUACAAAAUGAGGCAGGAAGGGACCAAGGCAGAGCUGGUGAUUCAUGAAAUAGCUGAGGAGGAUGCAGGAGACUACACCUGUGUGUGUGGAGAACACCAGACUACAGCUAUCUUAACAGUCCAGGCUGUGCCCCCGUUUUUCCGAGAAGAAAUGACCAGCAAGGAAGCAGUAGAAGGUGGAACGGCCACUUUGUGCUGUGAGCUCAGCAAGGCAUCUGCCCGUGUUCAGUGGAAGAAGGGCCAUCGCGUCCUCUCCUCGGACAACAAGUACAGCAUGAGACAGGAAGGCUGUGUUGUGGAGCUGGUAGUUCACGAUUUAGACUUGGAAGAUGCUGGAGAUUAUACCUGUGCGUGUGGAGACAAGACCACCACAGCUGCAUUAACAGUGCAUGCACUGCCUCCAGAAUUCAAAAAAGACCUGAAGGACCUAGAAGCUGUAGAAAAUGGGACAGCUACUCUGCACUGUGAGCUAACUAAACCUGCUGUGGUGGAGUGGAAGAAGGGGCAGGAGGUGCUCAAAGCAAGCAGCAAAUAUAAAAUGAGUCAAGACGGUGCUGUUGCAAAACUGAUUAUCCAUGAGCUGGAUGUGGAGGACACUGGAGAUUACACCUGCGUGUGUGGAGACCAGCAGACAACAGCCACACUGACAGUCAAUGCCCUACCAGCACUUUUUAAACAAGAGCUUCAGAAUACCGAGGCAGAAGAAGGUGGUACAGCAACACUGAGGUGUGAGCUUACCAAACCCAAGGCUCCAGUAGAGUGGAGGAAGGGAGAUACUACUCUCUACCCUGGUUUGAAAUACGAGAUGAAGCAGCAGGGCUCCACUGCUGAAUUGGUCAUUUAUGACUUAGAACUGGAUGAUUCAGGAAAGUACACCUGCGACUCUGGACAUCAGCAGACAGCAGCUGUGGUCACCGUACAUGCACUGCCUGUCACAUUUAAGCAACCCCUACAAAAUAAGGAAUCAGAGGAAGGAAGUACAGCUACAUUCUGCUGUGAGCUGUCGAAACCCAAUGCUGCAGUGGAAUGGAGGAAAAGAGGAGUGGGGCUGCAGCCCAGUCAGAAAUAUGAAAUGAGGCAGAGGGAGUGCCUGGUAGAGCUUUUAAUACAUAAUCUCAAAUUAGAAGAUACAGGAGAAUACAGCUGUGAUACUGGGGAUCAAGAAACCAAGGCAUCUUUAAAUGUGAAAGCUCUGCCAGUUCUUUUCAAAAAGGAGCUCGAGGACAAGGAGGUGGAAGAAGGAACUGCGGUGAAAUUCCAGUGUGAGCUGACAAAGGAUAAUGCAACAGUGGAAUGGAGGAAAGGCACGAUGGAGCUCUUCCCAUGUGCCAAAUAUGAAAUUAAAUUAUGUGGUCGCACAGCUGAACUUGUGAUUCAUAAUGUAGAACCAGAAGAUACCUCUGAUUACACGUGUGAUACAGGAGACCAGCAGAGCACAGCAGUCCUCAGAGUGAAUGCCAUCAAACCCCGGCUGAAGCAGCAGCUGAAGAACGAAGAAGUGGAAGCGGGAGGAACGGCCAGGCUGCGCUGUGAGAUUUCCACUAGCAAAGCAGAAGUGGAGUGGAGGAAAGAUGGAGUCGUCCUUCACUCGAGUUCCAAGUAUGAAAUGUGGCAGGACGGCACCCUCCGCGAGCUGCGUGUUCAUUGCCUGGAGCCUAGCGAUGCUGGAGAGUAUUCCUGCAAGGCUGGAGAUGAGAUGAGCUCUGCAAAACUGACUGUGAAAGAGCCUGACGUGACCAUCGUGAGUGGCCUAAAGGACAUGGUGGUGUUUGAAGGGGACGAUGUCACGUUUCGAUGCCAAGUUUCUCAUGAAAACGCAAGGGAUGUUGAAUGGAAGCUACAGGAUGUUGCUCUGCAAAAUAAUGAAAUGAAUGAGAUCUCAGUGGAAAAAGGAAAGAUUCACACCCUGACGUUAAGGAAGGUGACUGAGCAGGACAUUGGCACCAUCACUUUCCGAGUGGGACCCCACGUGUCAACGGCGGAGCUCACGGUAAAAGAACCAGCAGCGACCAUAGUGGAGACGCUGAAGGACAUCACUUUGUAUGAAGGAGAAGACGCAGUGUUUGAAUGCAAGCUGUCCCGGGAAACAACUCAGGAUGCCCAGUGGUUCCUGGGGGAUGUUCCCCUGCAAUCCAAUGAAAUGAAUGAGAUCAGAGUCCAAGGGACACGUCACACUUUGAUCCUGCGGAGGGUGACACUAGACGACUGUGGGCCCAUCAGUUUCAAAGUUGGGCAGCAUACCUCAGCAGCACAGCUGACGGUCCAAGCCAAGAACAGCAUUGUCCAGGGCUUGGAGAAUGUGGAAGCUGUGGAAGGAGGAGAAGCUCUGUUUGAAUGCUAUCUUUCCAAGCCCGAGUGCUACAAUUACAACUGGCUGAUUGACGAUGAACCUGCCAAAACUACAGAAAACACAGAGAUGGUUUACUUUGAAAAUGGACGCAGGCAUCUGCUGCUGCUGAAGAACCUAACUCCCCAGGACAGCUGCAGGGUGACUUUUAUGUGCAGCGACGCAGUGACCUCAGCCUUCCUGACGGUGAAAGGGUGGCGCCUACAGAUCUUGCAGCCUCUCACAGAUGUGGAAGUCCCUCUGGGGGAGAAAGCUACAUUUAGCUGCGUUCUAAGUGAAGCUGUGCCAAUUACUGAAGUUGCCUGGUAUAGUAAUGACAUAGAGAUCCAUUCGGAUGAGGACUGGGAGAUACAAGCAGAUGGAAACAAAUACAAACUUAUUCUGAAAAAAGCCCAACCACAUCAUUCUGGAGAGGUGACCUUUGCUUCCAGGGAAGCAAUUGCUUCAGCCAAGUUAUCAGUGAUAGCCCACCCCGAUCCACCUGAAGAACCAGAAGUUUUAAGUAAGAACAGCCACUCUGUAACUCUGUCUUGGUACAAGCCGUUGAGUGACGGUGGUUGUGACAUCCUAGGCUACAACGUGGAGAGGAAAAUCCCAGGUAUUGGCUGGCAGUCAUGCAGCAAAGGUGUUAUUCAAAAUACGGAGUUUAUAGUGGACAAUCUCACCCCAGGGGAACCCUACAGAUUCCGCGUCUCAGCUAUAAACAAAGUUGGGGCCAGCGAGCCGGUGCACUUCCCUCAGAUGGUGCGGCUAGGUGAGAAUGGAGAGAUGCCCCCAUGGAGGACUGCAAGCUGCUGUAGACCUUUCUCAGAAGGGGAGGUGGCUCGCUUGGAGUGCAAAUUAUCAAGUGACACCGAAGAGAAAGUGACUUGGUUCAAAGGAAAAGAACAAAUACAAGCUGGAGGGAGAUACGAGAUCCUCUCCCAUGGAAAAAAGCAGAUACUCAUUAUUCAUGCAUUUAAACCUGAAGAUCAGGACACAUACACCUGCAUGGUUUCUCCAGAAUCAGUGUGUCCCAGAGGGGAAGCACCCCCUGUAAGCCAACCAGAAGAGCUGGUGGAUGGCCGUGUCCAGCCCAGCUUGCCCCCUGAGGCUGCUCAGGAGGGAGACCUUCACCUCCUGUGGGAGGCCCUGGCCAAGAAACGCCGGAUGAGCCGGGAGCCCACCUUGGAUUCUAUCAGUGAGUUGCCUGAAGAAGAUGAGAAGCUUCAGAAGUUGAAGAAGGAGGAAGCAGAGAUGUCUCACUAUUACUCAGAGGAAUACUCCACAUGUGAUGAGCUAGCUAGGACAGGAGAAGCAGAUUUCUCUUUCACAAGCUCAGAUGAUGAGUCUAGAGCUGGAACUCCUUCACUGGUGAACUACCUCAAGAAAGCUGGGAAGACAAGUAAAUCCAGCGUGGAGACUGUUGUGGCUGCCCCAGCUGCUAAGCCAGCUGAACCAGAAAUGCCAGAUUUAGAUGAUCCUUCCAUGAACAAGGCCGCUGUGAAGAUCCAGGCUGCUUUCAAAGGCUACAAAGUCAGGAAAGAGAUCAAGCAACAGGAGUGUCCAGUGUUUACUGAGACCUUCAAAGAUUUCUCUGGUGAGCCUGGAAGCACUCUCCACCUUGAGUGUGUGGCCCACAGCAAAACUGACAUGAAGGUCCGUUGGCUGAAAGACGGGGAAGAGCUUUCAGAUGGUCGUUACUAUCACAUAGACAAUUACAGUGAUGGGACCUGCUCUUUGAUUAUCACUGGCCUGGACAGGAAAGAUGCGGGUAAAUACACCUGUGAGGCAUCCAAUAAAUUUGGUAGGGUUGCACACAGUGCUAAGGUGGUUAAACAAAGCACUGACAGUGAGACAGAGAGCUCAUCUGGCAGUGAGCUGGAUGAUGCUUUCCGUAAAGCAGGAAGGAGACUUCAUAGACUCUUCAGGGCCAAGAUCUCAACAGAGAUCUCUGACGUGGAGGAAGAGCUCUUUGUCAGUGCGGAUGAAGGAGACAUAGAGGUAGUCGACCAUCAGACGUAUCGUGAGGAUGACCAGUACAUCUACAUCAAGUUUGAAGUCUUGUCUGAGGCAAAAUCUGCUGCCACUCGAUUCAGAGAGAUGUUUGGUGCUCUGGGAAUUCCUGUGGAGAUUGACAUUUUGGAACAAGGCCCUAAAAAAAUUGAACUGCGUAUUGGGAAAGCAGCACCACCCACCCAUGGGAAGUUUGCACCACCAGCAGUGAGACCUCCACCGCCUUUGCUGACUUCUGAUACAGCUCCCAUGUUCAUGACUGAGCUCCAAAACCAAGAGGUACAAGACGGAUAUCCAGUCAGUUUUGACUGCAUGGUCGUUGGCAAACCGCUCCCCACGGUUCGCUGGUUCAAGGAUGGGAAGGCGAUUGAGGAAAACGAUCAUUACAUGAUCAACGAGGACCAGGAAGGGUGCCAUCAGCUGAUCAUCACAGCUGUGGUCCCCACUGACAUGGGUGUUUACCGUUGCCUUGCUGAAAACAACAUGGGAGUGGCUUCAACCAAGGCUGAGCUUCGAGUGGACUUGACCAGCACUGACUAUGAGACAGCAGCAGAUGCAACAGAGACGUCUUCUUACUACAGCGCCAAAGAAUAUAUUUCAAGCCGAGAACAGGAGGAAUCUACCACUGAGGAGGAGCAAUUGCCCCAGAUCUUUGAUGAGCUUCAUGAUAUUCAUGUGGCACCUGGAGCAUCACUGGCUAAAUUUCACCUGAAGGUGAAAGGGUACCCACAGCCUCGCCUCUAUUGGUUCAAAAAUGGACAGCCGUUAAAGGUUUCGGAUCGCAUCCUGAAGACUGAUAAACAGGAAUUCCACUCGCUGGAAAUUCGUGACGUCACUAAGGCGGACGCUGGCCAGUACUCUAUAUUUGUCAUCAACUCUGCUGGUUCUGCAUAUUCAUCGGCCAGGCUGGUAGUCAAAGAUCCUUAUGAGAAAGAAGAGCCAUCAGAAGCAGAUGCCCAUGAGCAGCUGAUACCACCAAGGUUCCUAGAAAGAUUCACUAAUAAAAAGGUGAAAAAAGGCGCAAGCAUCACGUUAUCUGUGAAAGUUGAAGGACAUCCACCACCAACUAUUACUUGGCUGAAAGAACACUCUCGGGAAGAUAUCCUGUGGAUCAAACCAGACACUCCUGGGUAUAAACUUGCCAGUUCAAAUAUGCAUCACAGUCUAAUCCUCUUGGAUGUUAAAAAGAAGCACAGUGGAGCUUAUACCUGCAUUGCCACCAACAAGGCUGGCCAGUCCAUCUGCACCGCCACCCUGGAAGUUGCAGAUGAGGCUGAAGUUCUGACCCAGGAGCGUGUGAUGGUGUCAGAAGCCAUCAUGACCACACUGGGUGAGGGUACCACCCUGCAAAACUCUUCUCAAGCAAUAAAAACUCCUCCUUUUCCAGGAGACCUUGAAGCUGUUAGAGAAGGUGUACCCAAAAGCCCUAUUUCAUUAGCUGAUGUUGGCUCAGAAGAGUUCUUCCAGAAACUCACUUCUCGUAUCUCAGAAAUGGUGUCUGCAAAAAUAAGCCAGGCUACACUUAGAGUGCCAGGUGCAGAAAGUGAUGAUGAAUCAAAAACUCCCUCUGCAUCUCCUCGCCAUGGACGGUCCAGACCUUCAUCCAUUGCUCAGGAGUCCUCCUCUGAAUCUGAAGACGGGGAUUCCAGAGGAGAGAUCUUCGACGUCUACAUGGUCACAGCUGACUACGUGCCAGCUGCACCUGACAGGGAGACCAUCACUUUGAAGGAAGGCCAAUAUGUGGAAGUCCUUGAUUCAGCUCAUCCUCUGAAGUGGCUGGUCAGGACUAAACCCACGAAAUCUAGCCCCUCUCGACAGGGUUGGGUAUCUCCAGCUUAUCUGGACAAGAAAUUAAAG
Molecule: messenger RNA, 8456 nt
Organism: Tauraco erythrolophus (red-crested turaco)
Lineage: Eukaryota; Metazoa; Chordata; Aves; Musophagiformes; Musophagidae
Source: RefSeq, a predicted model, not a curated record